This is a messenger RNA of Herpailurus yagouaroundi (jaguarundi), 2770 nucleotides long. RefSeq names its product DEAD-box helicase 53 (gene DDX53). NCBI's taxonomy places the organism in Eukaryota, Metazoa, Chordata, Mammalia, Carnivora, Felidae. Gene Ontology annotation, molecular function: ATP binding; RNA helicase activity; RNA binding. The record is from RefSeq and is a predicted model, not a curated record.
AACACCUCUAGAAUUCUGUGGUUCUGUAAUACAUGGUAUUUUUCCAUGUAAAGAUGAAGCCCUAGACAGAGAAAUAUAGUAUACUCUUCAUUAACUAAAAGCCACUAAAGGGAACUAAAAUUUCCCUUUUUAAUAAUGAACUAAAAGAUACUGGGAAUGCUUUAAAACUCCUAGCAUAAUUCAUAAAGAGGUGUGGAAGACUUGUAAUGUGUCUGGUCAAAAUACAUAUGGGUGAAUAACCACAUGAAAAAAAUUCAUUAAUCAAUAUUCACCCAGAGCAGUGUUUCCCAAAUUGAAUGGCUAAGAUACAAUUUGUUAGAUAGUGAGAAGUGCUUUUAAACAGGUGGUUGGGCCCUGGAGGAUCAGUUAGACUUAACGACUUGCUUCCAAAGAAUAGAAUGAUAAUAUUUAUUACUAUGAUGGAAAGCUAGAAAUAAUAAUUUUACAGUAGGGAAAGCCUGAGUAAUACUACUUAACCAAAUGACCAAGGUUAAAGUCACCAGUGAUGGCUCAUAUUGUAGUGUGCCUUUAAAUUUUGCAUCAGAUGGGCCCGCCGACCACAUCCUAGUAUCAAGUCCUCUGAUUGGUCAGGCCUUCAAAGCCCUGCCCCCAAGUCAAACAACAGUUCCCUCUGUAACAGCUGCUUAGCUAAGGCCUGGCGACAUAGUCCGUUGGUCAAGAGCCUGAUGAGAGAGGCCUCGGACUACAUCGUCUUCCAACUCUAGGUAGGCAAGAGGCCAAUACCAAUCUCACCAUUACUCAGCAAUGGCCUGGGCCCAGAGAAAAUGGAAGAGCCUAAUCCAAGAGAUUUCAGAGCCGGUCGGGACGACAGAGGUAGUGCCAGUGGCGGCGGUGGUGGCAGAGGCGGUGGCAGUGGCGGCGGCGGCAGCAGAGGCAGGGGCAGAAGCGGCAGGGGCAGGAGCUGCUACGUGGAGGUCUUCGGCCCCCGAGAACCACCUCUGUGCUUUAAAUUAAAUAACAACAUGAUUGGUGUGGUGAUUGGUCGUGGUGGAUCCAAGAUAAAAGACAUCCAGAGUACGACCAGUACCAAAAUACAGAUCAUGAAAGGCGAUUCUGAAGCAGAGGUGAAAAUUUUUGGUACCAAGGAUACGAAAGCAAAGGCCAAGGCGGCUAUAGAAACUCUCGUUAAAAAACAAGAACGAAGCUACACUUCAGAAUCCAGUGUUGAUAAUGCUGGCCCUGAGCCCUUUGUGGGACGAGAUUUUCACACAGAUACCACUGGUAGACAAGUUCAGCCACUGAUAGAGUGGGAUCAGGUCAGGGCAGAAGUCGUAGAGUGGGAAAAAAGAAAAUGGGCAGAUUUACCACCAAUUCAGAAAAAUUUUUAUGUAGAAUCCAAAGCAACAAGGUCAAUGUCUCGAGUUCAGGUAGAUAUGUGGAGAAAGGAAAAUUUUGACGUAAUGUGUGAUGACUUGAAAGAUGGUGAAAAGCGUCCCAUCCCCAAUCCCAUCUGUAAAUUUGAGGAUGCUUUCCAACCCUAUCCUGAACUUAUGAAAAACAUUAGAAGAGCUGGUUAAAACCCAACGCCAAUUCAGUCACAGGCAUGGCCAAUUAUUCUACAAGGAAUCGAUCUUAUAGGAGUUGCCCAAAUGGGAACAGGCAAAACUUUGCCCUAUUUAAUGCCUGGGUUUAUUCAUCUCAAUAAUCAACCAGUAUCGAGAGAGGAAAGGAAUGGACCUGGCAUGCUGGUCCUUGCACCCACUAGAGAAUUAGCUCUUCAGGUGGAAGCUGAAUGUUCUAAGUAUUCAUACAAAGGUCUUAAAAGUGUUUGUAUAUAUGGUGGUGGGAAUAGAGAUCGACAAAUACGAGACGUUACCAAAGGAGUAGACAUCAUUAUUGCAACUCCUGGACGACUGAAUGAUCUGCAAAUGAAUAAGUUUGUCACCCUACAAAGCGUAACCUACUUAGUCCUAGAUGAAGCAGAUAAAAUGCUAGAUCUGGGGUUUGAACACCAGAUAAUGAAGAUUUUAUUAGAUGUGCGCCCAGACUGCCAGACCAUUAUGACAAGUGCAACCUGGCCAGAUACCAUUCGUCAACUUGCUCAAUCUUAUUUGAAAGAGCCUAUGAUUGUUUAUGUUGGCACUCUGGAUCUAGUUGCUGUAAAUACAGUGAAGCAAAUUGUAAUUGUUACCACAGAAGAAGAAAAACGAUCUCUUAUCCAAGAAUUCCUAGAGAGCCUGUCACCCCAAGACAAAGUCCUCAUCUUCGUCAGCAGAAAACUUGUCGCUGAUGACUUAUCCAGUGAUUUAGGCAUACAAGGUAUCCCUGUACAAUCACUGCAUGGUGACAGAGAACAACAUGAUCGUGAACAAGCACUAGAGGACUUUAAAAUCGGACAAGUGAAAAUAUUGAUUGCUACCGAUUUAGCAUCCAGAGGUCUUGAUGUUAAUGAUGUCACCCAUGUGUAUAAUUAUGACUUCCCCCGCAAUAUCGAAGAAUACGCACACAGAGUGGGGCGUACUGGAAGAGCAGGGAAGACUGGCAUAUCGAUUACCCUCAUGACUCAAAAUGAUUGGAAGAUUGCCACUGAAUUGAUUAAAAUUCUGCAACGAGCAAAUCAAAGUGUCCCCAAAGAUCUUAUAACAAUGGCCGAACAAUACAAGUUACAUAAGCAAAAAAAGGACGCAGGAAGAAAAUCAAAAUCUCGUGAAAAACCCAAGGAGUCUUGUUGAUAUCUACGUUGAAAAGUCGUACUACACUACCUGAAGAUUGAAGAUAUGUUAAAGAUCUAUAAUAUUCAAGAUACAUC